AUGGCAUCCAAAGGAAAUCUCCACACAGAAACAGACAAAACUAAAAAAUACACCUAUCUCGCCGAAACAACUCCCCACCUCGCCACAAUUCUCGGCUUUCCCACUCGCUGCUCAACCUUCCCAGCCUUAUACAACAGCACCUGUACUGAGAUCAUCGAUCUAGCAUGCACAAUCGCAGCCUUUGAGCCCGUGCGCCUCCAUGCGCGCCCAGAAGACCUCUCAAAGGCCCAAAAUCUCAUCUCCAAGCGCCUAGAAUCAAGCUCCAACAAUGAUAGACCUAUCCAAGAAUCGAACAUCACUCUCAUUCCCGUCGCAACAAACCACUGCUGGGUCCGCGAUACAGGACCCGUUUACGUGCGCGGAGCCGAAGAUCCACAACAGCGAUACGCAAUCGACUUCCAAUUCUGCGAAUGGGGGAACAAGAUUGAGGAGCUAUUAUACAACAGCUCAGUCGAUAAAGAAGCAGCACUAGCAGAAGAGGGUGCCGAUUGGCCGAUCAUGGAUUCCACACGACGGGAGGAGAAUACCCUUUUCGCGCGCCGGGCUCUCGAACUCGAGAACCAAGAUGGAAGACAUCCUCCCGUUACCCGGGUUGUAUCGUCAGUCCGUCUAGAGGGUGGUGGUAUUGAGAUGGAUGGCGAAGGAACUUUCAUGGCUGCUGCGAGUAGCGUGUUGGUUUCCUCGCGGAAUGAAGGUCUCUCGCAAGAAGAUAUCGAGACUGAGUUGGCUCGGUUAUUGGGGAUUAAGAAGUUUAUCUGGAUUCCUGGACGGGAGGGGUUGGAUAUUACGGAUUGUCAUAUCGAUGCAGAGGCACGAUUUGUGAGACCUGGUGUAGUGGUUGUUUGUAAGCCUCACGCGAAAUGUGAGCCUGUUUACUGGGAUAUCUAUCGUGAGGCGAGGGAGAUUCUGGAUGCUGCUACUGAUGCGCAGGGACGGAGACUUCAGGUACAUGAUAUUGAGGAGCCCGAUCCGGAGCUUGUGAAGGGGAAUGUUGCCGGAGAGGAGGAUGGGCCGGCGGCAUCUUAUGUGAAUUUCUACUUUGUGAAUGGAGGCUUGGUGAUUCCUGCGUUUGGAGAUCUCGAGGCGGAUCGGAAGGCCUUAGAGAUGAUGAAGAGCCUUGUCCCUGAGCGGGAAGUCAGGCAAGUGGCCGUUAAUGCUUUGCCGAGAACUGGAGGUGUGUUGCACUGUACGACACAGCAGGUGUUGUGA
Messenger RNA from Penicillium pulvis, 1209 nucleotides. RefSeq names its product agmatine deiminase family protein. Gene Ontology annotation, molecular function: agmatine deiminase activity; protein-arginine deiminase activity. The transcript has a single exon. The coding region runs from base 1 to 1209 and encodes 402 amino acids. The record is from RefSeq and is a predicted model, not a curated record. Gene Ontology annotation, biological process: putrescine biosynthetic process. NCBI's taxonomy places the organism in Eukaryota, Fungi, Ascomycota, Eurotiomycetes, Eurotiales, Aspergillaceae.